AGCCCAGCGGAGUCGGAGCAGACGCUGGAAAUAGACAACAACAGUGACGGGCAGAGACGGCAUUUCUCUUUUGCUUUUAGUUAUGGGUGUAGUCUGAGCGGUAGAUACAGUAGCGCGCCGCAGUUUACCUCGAAGUUUCAUCCUGAUGAAGGAGCUCCGUCCUGGCUGAGUUUGGGAGAUGGGAGUACUUAGCAUCGCAGACCAGCCUCCUCUGGUCCAGGCUAUCUUCAGUCGUAAUACUGAAGAAGUUCAACUGUUAUUGCACAAAAAGGAAGAUGCCAAUGCACUGGACCAGGAGCGUCGCACGCCUCUUCAUGCUGCUGCCUGUGUGGGUGACGUCCAUAUAAUGGACAUCCUCAUUGAAUCAGGCGCCAACGUCAACGCUAAAGACCACAUUUGGUUGACCCCGUUGCACAGAGCAGCCGCUUCCAGGAAUGACAGGGCAGUGGGUCUUUUGCUGAGACGUGGAGCCGAGGCAAAUGCACGAGACAAGUUUUGGCAAACGCCACUUCAUGUGGCUGCUGCCAACCGGGCCACGCGCUGUGCAGAGGCCCUGCUGACCCAGCUGAGCAACCUGAACAUGGCAGACCGCACUGGCCGGACUGCCUUACACCAUGCAGCUCAAAGUGGCUUCCAGGAGAUGUUGAAGCUGCUGCUGAACAAAGGGGCCAACCUGAGUGCCAUUGAUAAGAAGGAGAGACAGCCUAUUCAUUGUGCUGCUUAUUUGGGACAUUUGGAAGUGGUGAAGAUGCUGGUUUCCCGCGGUGCUGACAAGAGCUGCAAAGAUAAGCUGGGUUACACUCCUCUCCAUGCUGCUGCUGCGAGCGGUCACAUUGAAAUUGUAAAGUACCUACUGAGGAUGGGAACAGAGAUUGAUGAGCCUAAUGGCUUUGGGAACACUGCGCUCCAUGUUGCUUGCUACAUGGGGCAGGAAGCUGUGGCUACAGAACUGGUGAACCACGGCGCUAACGUUAACCAGCCCAACAAGUGUGGCUACACCCCUCUGCACCUGGCUGCCGUCUCCACCAACGGUGCCCUCUGUCUGGAGUUGCUGGUCAACAAUGGGGCAGAUGUCAACCAGCAGAGUAAAGAAGGGAAGAGCCCCCUGCACAUGGCAGCGAUUCACGGACGCUUCACACGCUCUCAGAUCCUCAUCCAAAAUGGAGGGGAGAUAGACUGUGUGGAUAAGUAUGGCAAUACCCCUCUCCAUGUUGCUGCUAAGUACGGCCAUGAACUGCUGAUCAGCACUCUGAUGACCAACGGAGCAGACACGGCCAGACGUGGGAUCCAUGGAAUGUUUCCUUUGCACUUAGCGGUGCUGUACGGGUUUUCAGACUGUUGUCGCAAGUUACUCUCCUCAGGUCAGCUGUAUAGUAUAGUUUCAUCUAUGAGUAAAGAACACGUACUGUCAGCUGGGUUUGACAUCAACACCCCAGACAACUUUGGGAGGACCUGCCUACACGCUGCUGCCUCUGGAGGAAAUGUUGAAUGUCUGAACUUGCUCUUAAGUAGCGGUACCGACUUGAAUAAGAGAGACAUAAUGGGAAGGACACCAUUGCACUAUGCUGCUGCUAAUGGGAGGUACCAGUGCACUGUAAACCUGGUGAGCGCUGGCGCUGAGGUCAACGAGCCUGACCAGACAGGCUGCACUCCCCUGCACUACUGUGCUGCCUCCCAAGCCUUCAGCAGAACUGAUCGUAAUUUUUCUGGAAAUCAUCAAAGUAACGAGGAUGAAACGAGGGAGUCGUACUUCUGCUUGGAGCAUCUUUUGGACAACGGUGCUGAUCCAUCCAUGGUGAACUCUAAAGGUUACAGUGCUGUUCACUACGCAGCUUACCACGGCAACAAACAGAACCUGGAGCUGCUCUUGGAGAUGUCCUUUAAUGCACUCGGAGACAUAGAGAGCAGUAUUCCUGUCAGUCCCCUGCAUCUUGCUGCUGACAGAGGCCACUGGCAGGCUCUGCGAGUGCUCACAGAAACUGCAGCCUAUGUGGACAUGCAGGAUGCUGCUGGUCGUUCUGUGCUCUACUUGGCUGCACAGAAAGGCUAUGCUCGCUGUGUGGAGGUCCUUCUGGCUCAGGGAGCCUCCUGUCUCCUCAAUGACAACACUCUCAUGUGGACUCCAAUUCAUGUUGCAGCUGCCAAUGGUCACUCAGACUGCUUGAGGAUGAUGAUCGAUUAUGGAGAGGAGGGAGAUCUUACCAACGUGACAGACAAAUUUGGCCAGACUCCUUUAAUGUUAUCUGUUGUGGGAGGUCACACUGACUGUGUCCACUACCUGCUGGAGAAGGGUGCCCUCCCAGACGCUAAGGACAAGAGGGGCUGCACAGCUUUGCACAGAGGGGCAGUGUUGGGACAUGAUGACUGUGUAACGACUCUGCUGGAGCACAGAGCUUCUGCGUUGUGUCGGGACGUCCAGGGUAGGGCUCCGCUGCACUAUGCUGCCUCUAGAGGCCACGCAGAGAUACUGGCCAGUCUGGUGCAGGCCGCCGUCGCAGCCGACUCACAAGAUAAAUUGCUGGACAACAAACAAUACACCCCAUUACACUGGGCUGCUUACAAAGGGCACGAAGACUGUUUGGAGGUUUUACUUGAAUUAAAAACAAUUGUACAUGAAGAGGGAAACCCUUUCACCCCCCUGCACUGUGCUCUGAUGAACGGCCACAGCGGUCCUGCAGAGAGACUGCUGGAGUGUGCCGGCGUUCAAAUGAUUAACACCAGAGAUGCCAAAGGAAGGACCCCGCUGCACGCUGCUGCAUUCGCUGAGGAUGUCUCAGGACUUCAGCUAGUGCUUCGCCAUGGGGCAGAGAUCAAUGCUGUGGAUAAAGGUGGACAUUCUGCUCUGAUGGUGGCUGCUGACAAGGGACACAGUGGCACUGUGGCCAUCCUCCUCCACCGGGCCAAGGCCGACCUGACACUUUUGGAUGAGAACAGGAACACCGCCCUGCACCUGGCUUGCAGCAAGGCCCAUGAAAUGUGUGCUCUGCUGAUCCUGGGAGAGAUCCACAGUCCCACGCUCAUAAAUGCCACUAACAGUGCUCUGCAAAUGCCGCUUCAUCUUGCAGCUCGAAACGGCCUGGCUACGGUGGUGCAGGCACUGCUGAGUAGAGGAGCCACAGUCCUGGCUGUGGAUGAGGAAGGCCACACCCCAGCUCUGGCCUGCGCUCCCAACAAGGAUGUGGCGGACUGCCUGGCUCUGAUCCUAUCUACCAUGAAGCCUUUCCCUCAGCGGGACCCUUCCUCCUGCUCCUCCUCCUCCCCCACCGUCACCUCCUCCGCGGGUCUCAACCUGCUGAAGCACUGCGGUAUCACCGCCGCCUGCUCCCCUCUGCCCAGCAAUGGCCUCCACAACGGCUACGUCAAAGACCGCCACGGUGCAGCGGUUGGCCUGGACGGGUGUCUGUCUGAGUGAGGUCUCAGUCAGCUGCUACUAACAUCACCACCCCCAGGGAGCAACUACCUUAAACAUGGUCAAGAGGACCAGAAGAGCACCCACCCACAUGUCUGUUUUCUCUGUAUGUACGUGUUUGUGUGUCUGUGUGUGCGUGAGUGUUUGGUCUUCUCUUGAGGUGCAGUCAAACCUAUUAUGCAAUUAGAUCCCAUUCCUCCAUCUCCUAGUAGUGCUUAAUGCGUCGAGGUAGAUUGCUCUACAAGGUCACUCCAUCGAGUCGAAGCAUUCAAGAUAAACACUAACAAUCUGGCCGUGUCCAAAUUAUUUAACCCUUUAAAUCCAUGCAAACAUCGUUCUAGAGCAUGGAAGUGUCCGUUUCAGCUGUCCUCUGCAUCUCAUUCAGUAAAAAACAUUAAUCCACUGAGGUGACCUUGUAGAGGAUCUUAGAGCCUUCACUAAAGAAUGAUCAAAGAUUUUUUUGUUAUUUUGAGGGUUCUUUUUUUAAUUUGUAUGUUAGCCUAGAUUUUAUGAAGGAACCACACAAGGGAAAGACAAAAACAUCUAAAUUUUGCUCAGAGUGCAAUGCUUUUUGUACUACAGUACAAUCUGAAAUUUGGAAAAGGGUCUCAAAGUUGUUAUUCCAUAUUGUGUGAUAAAUGUACGGCCUAGAGUUGUUUGGCAUUUUAAGAUUAAUUUGGUAAUGCUGCUGAAUUCAUUAGCAUGUCUCCUUCCGAAGGAGAGCCAUGUUGGGGUCAGCACACCCCCACGUUCUAAAUGCUGACCUCCUUUAAAAAAAGAUGCUAAAAAUAAGUGUUUGUUAAGCUAGAAUGUUUCUAAGCAUAUAAGUUAUGACCAAAGUUGAUCAACACUACUAUGGCUAUAAAUUAUUUAUUUGAGAAGAACUGUACUGUAUAGAGAAAGACAAUAGAUCUUGAUAUACCUCGUCAACUCGUUUAGCAGCUGCUUCAUCUUCACCCAGGGUCUGUAGGCCUAAGGUUCUCCGUUUGUAAGACUGGAGAACCUCUGUAGGAUAGUGACUGACUGAGGCCUUGUUUAUUUCUAGAUUAAGGCUUUACUAGUAAUAUCUGCCAACAACACCUCAUUAAAGCAUCAUAUAUUUGAGCACAUAAAUGAACAAGCCAUUUCAAUUUAUUAUUUCCCCAUUUCUUAAACAGUGUUUUAUUUUUUUUUCUUCAACAAAGAUUUUAGAUUUGAAUGGCCUGAUUAGAAGAGAAGGGGGUUUCCGUUUUAAGGCACUAAUAAUGUUUUGUUGUCUUGACAUUUUGAAGUUGAACUGGCCAUCAACAUAGUGGAUUUAAGGUCUGACUAAAGGAGUAUUUCCUGGAGCUGAUGAACUUGUCUUAAGAAUCUAAUAGUUUGUAAUUGCAGCUACUUUGUGGUCAACUCUGAUCCGUUUGAACAGAUAUAUGUAUUGGGCAGUUUUAAGCAAUAUUUCUUUUUCUUUUCUUUUUUUUUUGCCUUUUUGUUAAGUGUUUUUGAAUAGACAAUCACUGUCACAAGGGCUUUUGUUUCCCUAGAAUGUGUUUUUUUUUUCUUUACGUUUCCUUUUUUUAAUUUAUUAUAUCAUGAAAAUUUUACCUAAAGACUAAACGA
Nematolebias whitei (Rio pearlfish) is the source of this 5005-nucleotide messenger RNA. RefSeq names its product ankyrin repeat domain 52a (gene ankrd52a). The coding region runs from base 179 to 3412 and encodes 1077 amino acids. The record is from RefSeq and is a predicted model, not a curated record. Gene Ontology annotation, molecular function: protein binding. Lineage: Eukaryota; Metazoa; Chordata; Actinopteri; Cyprinodontiformes; Rivulidae. The transcript is spliced from 28 exons.